Oryza brachyantha (malo sina) is the source of this 408-nucleotide messenger RNA. RefSeq lists its product as uncharacterized. The record is from RefSeq and is a predicted model, not a curated record. The coding region runs from base 1 to 408 and encodes 135 amino acids. The transcript is spliced from 3 exons. NCBI's taxonomy places the organism in Eukaryota, Viridiplantae, Streptophyta, Magnoliopsida, Poales, Poaceae. Gene Ontology annotation, biological process: positive regulation of stomatal complex development.
AUGGCCGCUGCGCCAGGGACGAAUAAACUGAAGCUGCUCUACUUUCUUCUCCUGCUCGUUGCUGCUCUUAUGGCUUUUAUUGCAGAAGCUGGCGUUUCAGCUGCUCGGACACUCUCGCCGCCGUCGACGACCUUCCCGGCGGCGACGGAUCAACCGGCGGUGUCCCGCGCCCGGACCGGGAGAUCGUCGUCGUCGUCAUCAGAAGAAGCACCAGCACCAGGCGGCGGGAUCAGCCGGGCGCCGCCGCCGGCGGCGGAGAGGAGGACGCUGAUCGGGUCGAAGGCUCCGACGUGCACCUACAACGAGUGCCGGGGUUGCCGGCGGCGGUGCAGCGUGCAGGAGGUCCCCGUCGAUGCCAACGACCCCAUGAACAGCGCCUACCACUACAGAUGCAUCUGCCACUUCUAG